Molecule: messenger RNA, 2651 nt
Organism: Octodon degus (degu)
Lineage: Eukaryota; Metazoa; Chordata; Mammalia; Rodentia; Octodontidae
Gene: Znf274
Product: zinc finger protein 274
Exons: 8
Coding region: 61-2325 (754 amino acids)
Biological process (GO): negative regulation of transcription by RNA polymerase II
Molecular function (GO): DNA-binding transcription repressor activity, RNA polymerase II-specific
Source: RefSeq, a predicted model, not a curated record
GUCGACGACCCCCGUCACUGCCUAUCGCGGCUUCGCCGCCCUCCCAGACGGCACGCCAAGAUGGCGGCUUAUGGCGGGGCGCAGGGGCCUCUGGGAGUUGUAGUCCGGCUGCGCGCUGACGCACUUCGUCGCGGCUGUCUGGCGCCAUUGUGCGGCACGCGCGGGAUUCCGCUCUCCGCGAGGGUCGCUGAGGAUCGGGACAGCAUGGCCGUCAGGCUGCCGAAGCCGUGGUUCUCUGAACUGGUGGACUUUGAAGAUAUAACACUGGCUUUUACCCCGGAGGAGUGGGGACUGCUGGACCUCAAACAGAAGUCCCUGUACAGGGAAGUGAUGCUGGAGAACUACAAGAACCUGGUCUCAGUGGAACAUCAGCUUUCCAAGCCAGAUGUGGUAUCUCAGUUAGAGGAGGCAGAAGACUUCUGGCCGGUGGAGAGAGAGAUUCUUCAACACACAAUUCCAGAAUGUCCUGGUACUCAGUCUCCACUGGGCUCUCAGUUGAGUCCUCUUUCUCCUGAGAAUUCCUUAAUAAACAUCAAAGUUGUUGAGGUCCUCACCCUGAACCAGGAGGUGGCUGGUCCCCGGAAUGCCCAGAUUCAGGCCCUUUAUGCAGAAGACAAGGGCCUGAGCACAGACACCAUGAGGGAGCCAGGCCAGCAGCUGGGAAAGCAUCCAGCAGCCCCUGAAGUUGCUCGCCAAAGGUUCCGGCAGUUCCAUUAUGAGGAGGCCACGGGUGCUUCGGAGGCUGUCAAACAGCUCCGUGAGUUGUGCCACCAGUGGCUGCGGCCUGAGGUGCACUCCAAGGAGCAGAUUCUUGAGUUGCUGGUGCUGGAACAGUUUCUGGGUGCAUUGCCUGGGAAGUACAAAGCGUGGGUAAAGGCACGGCACCCUCAGGACUGCCAGGCGGCCAUAGCCUUGGUAGAGGAUGUGACAUCAAUGACCAAGGAAGGUGCCCUGCCUGCCCGGGUGUCUGCCUGCUUUCCCAAGGCCACCGUUCAGCAGCAGAGGAAAGAGAAAGAUACAGCAGUCUUGCCAGUGGCAGUGCUACCAGAGGAGCCAGUGACCUUCCAGGACGUAUCUGUGGACUUCACCCAGGAGGAGUGGGGCCUGCUGGGCCCGCUGCAGAAGACUCAGUACCACGAUGUUAUGCUGGAGACCCUGGGAAACCUGGUCUCCGUGGGGUGGGAGACUGCAGUUGAAAACAAAGAGUUAAUUCCUGAUUCCAAUGUUCCUGCUGAAGAACCCAUUUAUGACCCAGAAAUGAAUGAAUUGUCUAGGGAAGACAAGCAGCCCUCUGCCUUGGAAGAUCCUGUGCAAGGUGACAUCACAGAAGUCAUGCAUGCAGCAUUUCAAGAAGAGGAGCUGGCUCAGGAUAAAGCCAUGCCCCGGAAGCACCUCACCGAGAACCCCAAGUCCCAAGCAGACCCUGGUCUCCACACAAUUAGAACUUCACCCCAGAAAAUUCCUCUUAGGAACUGUUUGCGUAAACCACUCUCACAGUGUAAAGAUGUGAUCCAGAGUUCACAUGUGAAAGAUUACCAGAAGGGCUGUGAGUCAGACAAAGCCAAGGACAGCAGUGGUGGCGUGACCCAGCGUUCACUUGUGAAGGCCCAGCAGAAGGGCUGUGAGCAGGGCAAAGCUGGGGAGAGCAGUGGUCAUGUGACCCUCCAUUCACAAGUGAAACUUGUCCAGAGGGGCUGUGAGCUAGGAAGAGUCAGGGAGAGCCGCAGUCAUGUGCAGCAUUCACAUGUGAAGGCUCACCAGAAGCCCCAUAAGCAGAUCAAAGCUGAAGAGAGCAGUGGUGGCAAGAAAAUCAUCAGCCCACGGGUUCAGCAGGUCAUGUUUAUAAAAAUCCAUAGUGGGAGCCAAAUUUGCCGAUGCAGUGCAUGUGGGAAGUUGUUCCGAAACCCAAGGUACUUUUCAGUACAUAAAAAAAUCCACACAGGAGAAAAGCCAUAUGUUUGUCAGGACUGUGGGAAGGCUUUCGUGCAGAGCUCCUCCCUCACGCAGCACCAAAGGGUGCAUAGUGGUGAGAGGCCCUUUAAGUGCCAGGAGUGUGGCAGGACCUUCAAUGACCGCUCAGCUGUUACCCAGCACCUGCGCACCCACACAGGAGCCAAGCCCUAUGCCUGCCAGGACUGUGGUAAGGCUUUCCGCCAGAGCUCCCACCUCACCCGGCACCAGAGGACACACACUGGAGAGCGUCCCUAUGUGUGCUGCAAGUGUGGGAAGGCCUUCACCCAGAGCUCCCACCUCAUUGGCCACCAGAACACACAUGGCAGGAAGAAGCUCAAGAAGAAGCACAAGCAGCCACCUCCUGUCUCCUAGCCCCAUACCAGUGGGAACAUCUGUCCCACCCCAUCCUCUGUGAUUCCCCUGCCUGAAGAGGAUGUGUGACAGAAGCCAACAAGGACAUCCUGUGAUCAAGACACCAGCACAGUGUGCUCAGCACAUGAUGAGUAAAUAGAUAAACUGGGAGACUUGCUAAUCAGUACACAUACUGGAAAGAAAAGAUUUAAUUUUUAUUGAAAGUGCAAUUAGUGAAACUGAAGAUGCUUACAAAUUUUAAAAAUCAGGUAUCAAAUCUGCACUAAUAUAUCUGUAAUAAAAUAUUUAUGUCAGCAAAGUCCAAGAGAAUAUGGAUAAAUAAACUA